Messenger RNA from Oryzias latipes (Japanese medaka), 1424 nucleotides. Lineage: Eukaryota; Metazoa; Chordata; Actinopteri; Beloniformes; Adrianichthyidae. The record is from RefSeq and is a predicted model, not a curated record.
AAACUACUCUGUUAUUUUGCAAUAUUUGUGGUUGACUAACGUAAUGCAAACACAAAAAGGAAAAAGUGGUCAUGAAGCCCCCGAUGUCUCCUCCUGGGUUUCUGUGUGUCCAAAAGGCCUCUGCAUGGUGGAACGAAGAAGAACACAGGAAAGUGGCCCCAAACUUCUUCCUAAAUCUGCAGACCAAUGUAUGAUACAAUUUGUUAAUGAACAAAAUGUUUUAUCCUCAUUUUUUAUUUGCUGUGUGUUAUAAACUUACUCUUACUCGUUUUUUUACAUUCUUUUUUCCCUUUAGCAUGUUCUGUUGAUUACUGCCCAAAGCUGGGCUCACUUUGCCAAGUCAGAGUGCAACUUCAAUCUAACGGUGAUGAAGCAGAGGAGUCGGUGUCUGAACAAAGGCUGGAUGAGUUGCCAGGCACCGAUUUGAAAGAAUUUGUGGACAAACCAUUUCUCAGAAACCAAGAUUCCCUUUUGCAGAUUCCGCUGGGUGAAUGGACGGUACUGAAGCUUGGGGAAGGUCAAUGUGACAUCAUAGAAUCAUGUUUGGAGGGAAUGAAGGCUGGAGAGACCUGUCAGAUCCAACUUACUCAUGUCAGGAGUGGGUCAGUCUCUGUUGACCAGCCUACUGAUGGAAAUCUUUCAGAAACCUUUUUAUGUGCCACUGUCAAGCUCAAAGCUUUCACACCAGGGAAGGAAUCCUGGGAAAUGCCUGUCAGUGAAAAAUGGCAAUGGGUAAAGUCACAUAAAGAGCGAGGAGGCGGAAGAUUCCGAAAUGGGGAUUUGUGGGGAGCUUCAGACAGCUACAGCCGAGCCCUCAAAUUGCUCAUUCCUCUAUAUGGCAUUAUUGGUGCGGCUGAGACAAACGGAAGUGAACUGGAGGAGGAGAAAGACACAAACACUGUGGAUGAAAUCCCUUCAGCUGAUGAAAUCAAGAUCAUCAAAGCAGAGCUUCACUCAAAUUUAGCUCUGUGCCAGCUGAAACUGAACCAGCCAAAGCUGGCAAAGGCCAGUGCUGCUAAAGCCACUCAGAUUGACCCUGGUGCUGCUAAAGCCUGGUAUCGUCUGGGACAGGCGUGUGAGGACUUGAAUGAGUUGGAGGAAGCCAAGAAGGCUUUUAAGAAACUACUGGAAGUACAACCAGACCUACCUGCUGCUCAGAAGGCUCUGAAAGGUGUAAUACGAAAGGAGAGGGAGAGGAAUGCACAGUUGGGUUUAAGACUCAGUAAAAUGUUCAGCUAAGGCUGCAAUUGUUUUUCUUGUCGUGAUUCACACUACCUUUUCAGGUUUUAUAUAAAAGCCUUGAAUUUGCCUUGUGAUGUGCCCAAAUGCCAUUAAAACAAUUGUUAGCACUUUUAUUUAGUGAUCGUUAGAUUUAAUCAUCGAUGUGUGUUUAAAAUACUGUAAAUUAAAAAAAAAAAAAAAAA